UGGUAGUGGACGCAGGCACUCUACGGCCAUCGUGUUGGGUCCGAACCCCUGCAUUUGUGUGGAUUAUUCAUUGCACUCUGGAGCUCCGCUUAUGUAUGGAAUCUUUCAGGAGCAAUCUGAAGAUGGUGCAUUUGGCCAUUUGUAGCGUAUCCCUACUUUAAACUGGGCUCUAGUAACUGAUACAGUACACAGUAGCUCCGACGCUGUGUAGCUCACACAAACAACAUUAGCCAAACAAGCUAACUGGCGGUAUUGCCGUUAGUUUAUCGCUUGUCGUUUUCUCGCAGCGGAAAACAAGUUUUGUCUGUCAACUUGUUUGAAGAGAAAUUGUGUACGGCUGGCCUUUUGCCUCCAUAAACAACACUGGUGUUUUACUAUGCAUGCCCGUGAUUGCAAUAACAGUGCAGCGAAACGCUGCUACUAGCCUAGACUUGCUGCGCUAUUACCCGCAAUAUUACGCCGGUGUUUUAUCAGCGACAACGGAUCCAUUGUCCAAAACAGCUACUUGUAAACAUUAGUGCGCCGUGUCCCUCUGUUGCCGUUGUUUUGCAACAUUAUCCGUUAUAAGCUAUUGCGACCUUUGUUUAUUCUCUGGAUGGAUUGUAACUUAUGCGCGGCCUCCCAAAUCGGAUUGUGCGAUACCUUUAGGCUUUAGCUACUACCGCAGCGGCAAGAACCGAGGCACAUAGCAACACUGUCGUCACCAACAACAAACUACCACAAAACAGGGAUGGGCGCUUGGCGCUGGACAGACUGGAUGAAGAGAGGCUGAGAAAGAGAGAGAGACAUUAUACCUGGCUACCGGGGCCUGCUGCUGGGGAGGACCUCUGGACAGGUUCCUUCAGCUCUAGUCAAGGUGGAGGCACCUGACCCAUGGAGAACUACUUCCAGGCAGAGGCCUUUAACUUGGACAAGGUGCUGGACGACUUCGAACAGAACCAAGAUGAUGACACAGACAGUCCUACUCUGUCUGAUGCUAAGUGGAGUCAGAUCCUGGCUCCUCCCACCCACCUCCUUUCUCUAAACCCCGCCCUGGCUUUGUCCCCUGACCUUAGCCCCACCCCCAGGGACAGCCCCCUCUCCUUUAAAACUUUUGUGGCCCCUGAGCCGCCCUCCAACGGCUCCUUGGGGCCCGACGCCAAACGUCACCUUGCCGCAGAGCCUCCACCCUGGGGAGAGGAGCGACCAGACCACCCUCAGGACGUCCACAGCCCUUUGCUCCCCCAGGCCAACAUUGGUAAGCUGGUGGGGGGUGAGGAGGGCUCAUCACCUCCUGUGUCUGCCUCCUCCAGCCCCCCUCCCUACCACCAGCAACACCUCCUGGCCCUGAAGAACGGCUGCACCUCCAGAGCCCCUCCUAACUCAGGCAGGCCGGCCCUCAACGGGCACAGUGGAGCACCCUGUGGGGAGAACCAGGGGUCCUCUGGUAACGCAACGGAUGACCCAGAUGACCCUCUGGAUGAGGACAGGUCAGGAGGGGACGAGGUAGCCCAGGUGCCUGGCCCAUCCACAGAGAUGGAGCGGGGAGAUCCACAGGGCAAGCCAGAGGUGGAGCGGGGAGUUCCACAGGGCAGGCCAGAGGUGGAGGGGGGAGAUCCACAGGGCAGGCCAGAGGUGGAGCAGGGAGAUCCACAGGACAGGCCAGAGGUGGAGGGGGGAGAUUCACAGGGCAGGCCAGAGGUGGAGCAGGGAGAUCCACAAGAUAGAGAAAGAGGCCAAGCCCAGAUGACUGGGUCACUUGCGCUGGACAAUGGGGAGCGAGGAAGAUUGGAGAAAGAGGAAAUGAGCGAAAAUGGAUCCCACCAAAAGGGAAGGAUGAUUGAGGGACUGAGAGAAGGGAAAGGGGAGUCUAGGAACACUUCUCAGAAGGAGAACUGGCUUAAAGGAGAGGAGGAGAAACGGGGCAGGCAAUGUCAUGGAGGAAAUAUAGCUCUCUCUAACGGUCUCAGUACUGCUUGGGAGGAGGAGAAGGUAAGCCAAGAGGAGGUGGUGAAGGAGGAGGAAGAUGGCCAGUCUCUCACCCCUCCUUUCUCUAAGGAGGACUCUGUGACCGAGGAGAAGGAAAUAGAGGAGAGCAAGCAGGAGAAUGAAGGAGGAGGAGCAGAGAGAGCAGGUCCUGACAGUGCUCCUUCCAAACUGAACAAUCGUCUCCAGCCAGUAAGCGUUCCGUUCGGGGGGGCGCGACCCAAACAGCCGGUCGGCCUGAAACUCCACACCCCCAGAACCCUCAGUGGACAGGUCCACAACCAGCUAGAGCCCCCCGCCCCCCCCGGAGGCAAGAAUAAGAACCUGGACGCCCAGUGCCGCGUAACCACGGAUACGGCCACCAUGGUUGCGGGAGGCGACCCUGGCGUGUUUGUGAACGGGGAGCUGCUGAACCGGGGUUCCUCCUCAUCGUCAGGGGUGACGGGGGAGGCAGAGAGCAGCCCGGAUAAUGACCUCCAGGCAGGCCAGCACCACCAGGGGGCGCUGCCCAGGAAACAGCUCUCCACCCUGGGGGACGUGGCUCCGGUGUGGGUCCCCGACUCCCAGGCACCGUCAUGCAUGAAGUGUGAGGCGCGCUUCACCUUCACCAAGAGAAGACAUCACUGCAGGGCAUGUGGAAAGGUGUUCUGUGCUGUGUGCUGCAGUCUGAAGAGCAGGUUGGGCUACAUGGACAGGAAGGAGGCCAGAGUGUGUGUAACCUGUCACUCUACACUACUGACUGCUCAUUCAUGGGAGGGUGGCGUGUCGAGUCCCAACCCCAACAACCCAGCCGAUUACUGCAGCACCGUCCCGCCCCUUCUGCAAGCCUCCGCCCCCUCCACUCCGCCCACUGUCAUGGUGCCCGUGGGUGUCCUGAACCCCCCCGCCUCAGAGGGGUCAACAGGUUCCCUUUCACGGGAGCAGAGGAGGGUUUGGUUUGCAGACGGGAUCCUGCCCAAUGGGGAAGCAGCGGAAUCCCUGAAGGCCCCUGACACCAGCCCCGCCCCCUCACUCCCACUGGCUGUCUCGCAGUGCUCAGACAAAUCCUCCACUGCUGAUUCGUCUGAGGCGUCGUCAUCCGCCCCUGUGGCCCAGGUGGGGAGCCCAGUAGGCAGCUCCGUCAGCCUGAUCCCGGAGGACGGCCUUCCUCCCAUCCUCAUCUCCACCCAAGUUAAAGGAGGUACGGGAGACCACAGCACAGACUACGCGGUGGAGGAACAUCCAUCAGAGAUUGUUCUGAUGCAGCACCUGGAGGGGGGAGGUCCUGACCCCCUGGUCUUUGUCCUCAACGCUAACCUGCUGGCCAUGGUCAAACUGGUGAACUACGUCAACAGGAAGUGUUGGUAUGUCUCCAGUAAGGGGAUGCAUGCAGUAGGUCAGGUGGAGGUGGUGGUUCUGCUGCAGUGUUUACCAGAUGAGAAGAGCAUCCCCAAAGACAUCUUCAGCCACUUUGUACAGCUCUACCAGGAGGCCCUCUCAGGUAAUGUCCUGACCCAUCUGGGCCAUUCUUUCUUCACCCAGAGUUUCCUGGGCAGCCGGGAGCAUGGUGGCUUCCUCUACAUUUCCCCGUCCUUCCAGUCCCUGCAGGACCUGAUGCUCCCCAACCCCCCCUACCUGUUUGGAGUGUUACUGCAGAAAUGGGAGACUCCAUGGGCCAAGGUGUUCCCAAUCAGACUCAUGCUGAGGUUGGGUGCAGAGUACAGAUUCUACCCCUGCCCCCUGUUCAGUGUCCGCUUCAGGAGGCCCCUCUUCGGAGAGACCGGACACACCAUCAUGAACCUGCUGGCCGACUUCCGUAACUACCAGUACACCCUGCCCAGUGUGAAGGGCCUGGUGGUGGACAUGGAGGUGAAGAAGACCUGCAUCAAGAUCCCCAGCAACAGAUACGAUGAGCUGAUGAAGGCGAUGAACAAGUCUAAUGAGCACGUGCUGGCCAUGGGGGCGUGCUUCAACGAGCAGGCCGACUCCCACCUGGUGUGUGUUCAGAAUGAUGAUGGGAACUACCAGACACAGGCCAUCAGUAUCCACCACCAGCCACGCAAAGUCACUGGCGCCUGCUUCUUUGUGUUCAGUGGUGCUCUGAAAGCUGCCUCUGGGUAUCUGGCCAAGACCAGCAUAGUGGAAGAUGGUGUCAUGGUCCAGAUCACUGGAGAGACCAUGGAGGCUCUACGGCAAGCCCUGAGGGACAUGAAGGGCUUCAGCAUCACCUGUGGCCGGGCCGACCAGGAGGACACACAGGAACACGUGCACAUACAGUGGAUUGAUGAUGACCACAGCUUCAAUAAGGGAGUGAUCAGUCCCAUCGAUGGGAAGUCCAUGGAGUCCAUUAGCAGUGUGAAGAUCUUUCAGGGGUCAGAGUUCAAGGCCAGCGGGAAGGUCAUUCGCUGGACAGAGGUGUUCUUCCUGCAGAGCGAUGACCAGGACCGGCCCAGCGGGCUGAGCGACCCGGCCGACCACAGCCGUCUGACGGAGAACGUGGCCAAGGCCUUCUGUGUGGCUCUGUGUCCGCAUCUCAAAAUGCUGAAAGAGGACGGCAUGGCCAAGCUGGGUCUGCGGGUCACACUGGACUAUGACCGGGUUGGUUACCUGGCGGGCAGCAACGGCCAGGCUCUUCCCCCUCAGUACCUGGGUGACCUGGACACUGCCCUCAUCCCCGUCAUCCAUGCCGGGGCCUGUCAGCUCAACGAGGGCCCUGUCGUCAUGGAGCUGGUCUUCUACAUUCUGGAGAUUAUCUCCUAGGAGACUGACGCACUGCCUAGCAACAGCUCCGUCUCCGAUCCACUGGUUCCGCUCCUCUCUGGCUCCUUUAUCUCUCUCUCUCUGUUCUUCCUCCCAUCAUGCCUCAUAUUUUUUCCCUUGGCCGAAUGCCGUGCGGUGCAGCUAUACCCGUCCACCCCAUAGACAGCCAGCUGUGCAGGACAGCCACCAGCCUGCGCCUCUCCAGUCCACCUAUGCACCAUCUACACUCUGCCACCAGAGCCAGGUCACAUGAUCCAGGAAGUCCAGUCUGCUUCAAGAGCAACCUCCCUGUCUCAGCUCCGUCCCUUGUCCCUGAACAUUUAAUUUCCACUGUGGUAGCUAGCUCAACCAGAGGACAAAGCAGAAGCACUGCACUCUGGGAAACGUUGUUUCUGAAGGCCUUGUUGUAGCAGCAUGGGUGCUUUAGGGACCCAGGGAGAGGUGUCCGGAGCUCUGCCUGAUGGGCCAACGCUUCUCACCACCGUUGGGGACUUGCUGAGCCGGGACAAGAUGAGAGGAGAGACACUAGAACAGAAGAGGGAAGGAGAGAGAUGAAGCAUCCUCCUGGUGAUGCUUUAGUUCUGCGCCUUGGUGCUCUUAGCGCCCUCUACGAAGAAAGGACAGACGGACUGACAGACUGUCCUCGUCUUCAGUCUUGCCUCUAGCUUUAUCCAAUGAUCACCAGAUGCUUUACUUCCGGACCAGGGUGGACUAGUUAGUUCACCUGUUGUGUUUAAACUACCGUUGACCUGUUCUGUUGGUAUGUCAUUAUUUAGGCAGCACCACACCUGGUUCCAUUGUCCCACUCCUGUAGCGUGCAUCUGUGUGUCCUGCUCUGUAUGUGAUGAGGUUCUGGUCAGAAGUAGUGUGGGGAAUCGUGUGCCAUCUGGGAUCCAGGCUGGACUCCUUAACAGUUGUAGACCAACCAACAGUUUCCAAAGUCACAUGGACUUCGAGGUCAGAGGGAUGUCAGGGCUGAAGUGGUACGAUAAGCAAUGCUACAGGCUAUCAAGCUUCUCGUCCCUUAAUAACCACCUUGUCAAAUGACACCCUUCUAUCUCUGAACAGACAGGAUGUCAGUUAAAACAAUGUCCACCAGAGUAUUGUAUAAUAGGCAGAACUAACCAUUAGUGAAAUUAUCUGGCCUCCUGUUGGUCACUAGGAGAACUGGUUAGUCCCAGGAGUCCCUCACACCUGACAUGUUGGGUAAGCCCAAAUGACAGCCUAUCUCCCAGAUAACAACUGGGCAUUCUUCUCCUCCAUCCACAGACCUUCACAGCAUCAGCUGGGUACCUGUUUUGUGUUCAAUGGUGGUUUCCAAAGAACUUAACCACCAAACAGAUUUUGAUGUGUCAUCAUUAUACGAAGCCGAAGAAAACCUUUCUUCUGCAGAAGCUGUUAAGAGAUGCAGUACACUGGAUUCUAAGCCAUCUACAGGGGAGAGGGACGUUCUGGGACCUUGUAGGACGUUCUGGGACGUUGUAUGUCGUUCUGGAACGUUCUGAGGCAGAGGGCAGACAGUGAACAAAGGAAUACCGGUUGAGACAGCAAAAUAGUAGAGACCUUGCUCAAAGACAGGGCUGAGUCCUGAUUCUCCUGCCCUUUCUUUCUGUGCAUGUCUUUGUCUAAUGGACUCUACAUCGUCGAAACUGCAUCUAUAUGUGUGUAAAUAUGACUGAAGGACCUCUGGCCUCUGCUGUUACGUCCAUGACCUGGGGUGCGUACGGGACCUUUGGCCUCGGCUGUUACGUCCGUGACCUGGGGUGUGUACGGGACCUUUGGCCUCGGCUGUUACGUCCGUGACCUGGGGUGCGUACGGGACCUUUGGCCUCGGCUGUUACGUCCAUGACCUGGGGGGUGUAUGGGACCUCUGGCAGUGGGGUCGCGUCCCAAGUGGAACCCUAUAACUAGCAGGCCCUGUUCAGCAGUAGAGGGCUGCCUAGGGGACAGGGUGUGAUUUGGGAAGCACUGCCCUCUCCUGUGCGGAAACGAUGGAACAGAAACCGAUUGGUCAGAUGAAUGUAGUUCUGCCGUCCCCGUUAAGAAAAACUGUACUGAAAUUAAUUUUAUUUUGAAUUAUCUGUCAAUAUUCAUGUCAUUAAAUUGGACGGGUUGGCAGAAAAUACUCUGUAAUAAAACAGUAUUCUAUCAUAGAUUGUAGACAUCAUUCGGACAUUCGUAAGUAUUUUAAUUAUGCACUGCAAAAUCUGAUGAAAAAGUGGCUAAUUACACUAUAUGCUUGAAACAUCGCAAUAGUGAUCAUUUCAUAAAAUGAUAUCAAACAAUAUGACUACCAAUUGAUAUGACAGUCUCAUCUUUAACCCCCAUACAGACAAUCAACACAUUAAUAUCCGCAAACUCUAGAACAAGACUCUUCAAUACGAGUCCUGAAAGGCCAAAACUCGUUUUCAGUUUUUUCCCAGUAGGUAAUUAAACUCGGCUUGGUGUCCCAAAUUUAGGAGCUAGUGAAAACCAGGAUUGUCUGGGCCAUCCAGGACCGGAGUUGAAUAGCACUGGAUUAAGGUUGAUAUACUGCACGAAUGAACACUCAUUCUGUACAAGGUCAGUGUGGUCGGAGACAUUUUUGAGAAGGACCUGUGUGUUACUAUGACUUCAAUGAGCAGUAAGGGACAUUAACAUAAUUCCACCAGCACGUAAGAUGACAGUGGUUACUGGAAGGUGUCCUCCUUCCUGGGUCCUGUUCAUUGGUCUGAAACUGUCCAAUAACGAAUGCUUGUUCUCUAGCGUGACAUAAGUGUGUUAUGAAUACAUCCAGGAUGUACAUUGCCCUGGGUUCAUCUGUUUACAUCAGGGCUGCGUUCAUUCGGCACUAAACAGCACACAGACUAGUGAAGCAGUUUUGGUUUUCUUCUGCUAAGUGUUGUUAUGGUUCCCCACUGAACAGGACUUCACUGGAGAGCAUUCAUCAUUCACGUGGUUUAAAGCCCCAGUUCUCUCUUGAUUCAUCCACCUUUUCACAUAGGUCUUGUAGAAGCCUGGUUUAUUGUGAUCAGAUCUUCAUACCGACAGGACCUGGACAAAGGACGCAUGUUAGAAAACAACGAGGAAUCCUUGAAGUUGUGCAGCUUCAAGGGACGUAGCUUUUGACCCGUUCACAUCGUUUCAGUUUUAUCGUCAUGACUUUGGCAUUAUUUCAGGUGUGCAAUAUCCUAUAUCCAACAGGUGCGUUUGUUUGUUUCGUUGAUGGUAGCAUUUAUUUCAUUCUAUUCAUUUAAACGGACUUAUGCUACUGCAUGCGUACAAACACUAAUCAAGCUUGCAAUGGAGACGAGCAAAACCACUUAGUCUGCAGACGAAGGUUUGCCGCUGUGCAGAUCAAACGUCAACUCACUCAUGCAAUCUGUCCAGGAAAUGACUGGGUUUUGGCAAAAUCCUGUUUGUAACAUUGACAUUAAUAAUUCAAAAGAAAUAUGUAUGAAAAGCCAAAAACCAUGUACAUCUUGUUUUCUUUAUUGUACACUACAAAUGUCAAUAAAAGCAGUCUUUAUCAAAAGCUGUAGUAUAUGUAUAAUAAAAACUUAUAGAAAAGUGAAA
This is a messenger RNA of Esox lucius (northern pike), 8259 nucleotides long. RefSeq names its product zinc finger, FYVE domain containing 9a (gene zfyve9a). The record is from RefSeq and is a predicted model, not a curated record. Lineage: Eukaryota; Metazoa; Chordata; Actinopteri; Esociformes; Esocidae. Gene Ontology annotation, molecular function: metal ion binding. Gene Ontology annotation, biological process: endosomal transport. Bases 874 to 4704 code for a protein of 1276 amino acids. Gene Ontology annotation, cellular component: early endosome membrane. The transcript has 19 exons.